This is a messenger RNA of Lates calcarifer (barramundi perch), 2126 nucleotides long. It is a transcript of the gene svopb, whose product is annotated as SV2 related protein b. Lineage: Eukaryota; Metazoa; Chordata; Actinopteri; Centropomidae. Gene Ontology annotation, molecular function: transmembrane transporter activity. Gene Ontology annotation, cellular component: membrane. Gene Ontology annotation, biological process: transmembrane transport. The record is from RefSeq and is a predicted model, not a curated record.
GUAUUUAUCUGAUGUAACUCCUCCCCCUCCUCUCUGCAGGUAUUGUUGUCUGAACGGGUGUCUCACUGAAACCCUGAGGUGACUGCUCCAGCAGGUUGGACAACAAGUCGCCGGUGUGUUUGCUGAGCCUCGCAGCUGUCUAACUGACGCUGAAAUGGACUCGUGGUUCAGACCGGUUAAGAUCGCUUACAAGCGGUGGAAGAAUCCUGAACAAGGUGUCCACGUUUCUUCUUUCAGUGUGAUGACAUCGAGGGGGGAAUCAGGCUUGGUGGGUCACAGCGAUGAGUCCCAGGUCACAGACACCGAGCUCUGCACUAUAGCCUCAGCAACAGUCGACUCAGCGACCAGACAGGCUGCAUCCACAUAUGGAUCUAAUAAAACUGAAGAAACCUUGACAGUAGACGAUGUACUGGAGGUUAUUGGUUUUGGAAAGUUCCAGUGGAAAAUCUCUCUCCUCACCGGACUGUCAUGGUUAGGGGAUGCCAUGGAGAUGAUGAUCCUCAGCAUCUUAGGCCCCCAGUUGCACUGUGAGUGGAGGCUGCACAGCUACGAGGUGGCUCUCUUAACAUCGGUGGUGUUUGUUGGGAUGGGGAUUGGUUCACCUGUAUGGGGGAAGUUGUGUGACAAGUACGGCAGAAAAGUUUGUCUGGUAAUUUGUAUGUGCUGGACUCUGUACUACGGCCUGAUGAGUACCUUUGCUCCAGUGUACGGCUGGCUCCUUGUCCUGCGGGGCCUCGCAGGCUUUGGCGUCGGAGGAGCUCCUCAGGCGGUGACGCUCUACUCAGAAUUCCUCCCAGUGAAGGCGAGAGGCAUGUGCAUCAUGCUGAUUGCGGUAUUCUGGGCAGGUGGUGCUGUGUUUGAGGUCCUCCUGGCCCUGUUGGUAAUGCCCACUCUCGGCUGGAAGUGGCUGCUUAUACUGUCUGCUUUACCAAUGGCAAUCUUUGUUUGCUUCUGCUUUUGGCUGCCUGAAAGUCCUCGUUUUGACCUGCUGACAGGAAGAAGAGAGAAGGCCAUGGCGACUUUAGCACGCAUCGCCAAAGACAAUGGCAAGGUUUUACCUCAAGGGAAGAUUACUGUUUGUAAACAGAAUGACCGUGGACAGAUCAAAGAUCUCUUCACUCCUCAGUAUUGGAGGACUACGCUUCUUCUCUGGUUUAUAUGGUUUGCAAAUGCUUUCUCCUACUACGGGAUAGUCCUGUUGACAACUGAACUGUUGCAAGCUGAAGAUUCAUGUGGGGCGAUCCAAGAGGACAAGAUUGGAUCGAGCUGUAGUCUUGAAUGCAAAUAUUUGACAUCAGCUGACUACAAAGACCUUUUAUGGACGACCUUGGCUGAAUUCCCAGGUAUUUUCAUUAUCCUUCUGGCAGUUGAGUAUAUUGGCAGAAAGAAAAGCCUGGCACUGUCUUUCUUCAUGUUUUCUUUGUUCGCUCUGCCCUUAUGUGCUUGUAUUGGGAGGACGACUCUUACCAUCUUCAUCUUUAUAGCCAGAGCCUUCAUCUCUGGAGGAUUUCAAGCCGUUUAUGUUUACACACCAGAGGUAUAUCCUACAGAAAACCGAGCCUUAGCAAUGGGCACCUCCAGUGCAAUAGCCAGGGUGGGUGCCAUGAUCACCCCCUUUGUGGCACAGGUGUUACUCGGAUCAUCUGUGUCUUCAGCCCUGCUGGUGUACUGUUGCUGUGCUGUGCUGGCUGGCAUUGCGUCCUUGAUCCUGCCCAUCGAGACAUUAGGCAGGGCUCUGCAGGAGUCCCAUCCUGGCCCAGAGGCCAGAGGGCAGACAAGCUCCACAACCACCUAGUCCAAUGGCACAACACACUCCUCACAACAGGGUUAGAUCAACCAGGAGGCAUGAAAAAAGCAUAUUUUGUCACCUCCCCAGGCUGCUGCGGAUGCCUGCAGUUGUCUCUUUAACUACGGACUGAAUCAUCUGAGCGAUGAUGGGUGAAGAGCAGCAGGGGACAAUCUCAUUACAGGGAGUGAUAAUUGAGGGUAGGCCUACUGCCCAUGUCUAAUGAGAGCGGAAGCUCACUUUUGCUUGGACUGGUUUGUUUAUCCUCUCUUCCACUGAGGCCAUGAGAACCAACAGAGGAAAUGAUGUGCUAUGCAGGCUCUGCUCAGAGCUACACAUU